Messenger RNA from Pteropus alecto (black flying fox), 1811 nucleotides. RefSeq names its product DnaJ heat shock protein family (Hsp40) member B12 (gene DNAJB12). Gene Ontology annotation, molecular function: Hsp70 protein binding. Gene Ontology annotation, cellular component: endoplasmic reticulum membrane. The record is from RefSeq and is a predicted model, not a curated record. Gene Ontology annotation, biological process: cellular response to misfolded protein. Lineage: Eukaryota; Metazoa; Chordata; Mammalia; Chiroptera; Pteropodidae.
AUGUCAUCAGCCUGCGCCCGGCUGAUCGCAACGCGCCGACAGCUGGCGCAGCCCUUCGCUCUCCCGGCCUCCCCCUCCCUGGUUCCGCGCUCUGGUUCCGCCAUGGAAUCCAACAAGGAUGAAGCCGAGCGCUGUAUUAGCAUCGCACUCAAGGCCAUCCAGAGCAACCAGCCCGACCGGGCGCUCCGCUUCCUGGAGAAAGCACAACGGCUGUACCCGACGCCGCGAGUUCGCGGCCUGAUCGAGUCCCUCAACCAGAAACCACAGUCUGCUGGUGACCAGCCCCAAACUACAGACACGACACAUGCAACCCAUAGGAAAGCAGGUGGGUCCAACGCCCCCUCGGCCAACGGCGAAGCUGGAGGAGGAGAGAGCACCAAAGGCUACACUGCAGAACAAGUAGCAGCCGUGAAAAGGGUCAAGCAGUGUAAAGAUUACUACGAGAUCCUGGGGGUGAGCAGAGGGGCCUCAGAUGAGGACCUGAAGAAAGCCUACCGCAAGCUGGCCCUCAAAUUCCACCCAGACAAGAACCAUGCACCUGGCGCCACUGAAGCUUUCAAAGCCAUUGGCACAGCAUAUGCAGUACUUAGCAACCCUGAGAAGAGGAAACAGUAUGACCAGUUUGGUGAUGACAAGAGCCAGGCAGCCCGUCACGGCCAUGGGCAUGGAGACUUCCACCGUGGCUUUGAGGCUGACAUCUCCCCUGAAGACCUCUUCAACAUGUUCUUUGGUGGUGGCUUUCCGUCAAGUAACGUCCACGUCUACAGCAACGGCCGUAUGCGUUAUACCUACCAGCAAAGGCAGGACCGCAGGGAGAACCAGGGUGACGGCGGGCUGGGGGUAUUUGUCCAACUGAUGCCCAUCCUCAUCCUGAUCCUCGUGUCAGCUCUCAGCCAGCUCAUGGUCUCCAGUCCACCCUACAGUCUGAGCCCGAGGCCGUCGGUGGGUCACAUCCACAAGCGAGUCACCGAUCACCUGAACGUCAUCUACUACGUGGCAGACACCUUCUCUGAGGAGUACACAGGUUCUAGCCUGAAAACAGUUGAACGGAACGUGGAAGAUGAUUAUAUCGCCAACCUCCGAAACAACUGCUGGAAGGAAAAGCAGCAAAAGGAAGGCUUGCUAUACCGGGCCCGCUACUUCGGCGACACAGAUAUGUACCACAAAGCACAGAAGAUGGGCACCCCCAGCUGUAACCGACUGUCAGAGGUGCAGGCCUCCCUGCAUGGAUAGUCCUGGGCCAGCUACGCUACCGAGGUCCAAACCAUGAAAUCCCUGGAGAAUUUUUGGUGACAUGCACUGAGCCAAGGUGAUGGACUUUAUAUUUAAGGAAAGACAUAAAAAGAAAAAACAUUAAAAUGGAAUUGGAGGCCGAACGCCGUACAACUGCCCUCUCUCUCACCCAGUUAAUGCAGAAAGCUCUUAGGACAGACAGGAAAACUGGCCACGGGACUGCUUCCCUUCCUCCCAUGGCUGGCAGAGGCUCAGGCUCCACAUCAGCUCUCUCCUAGGAUACAGAAACCAUGGCAACGAAAGUAGAAUGUAAAACUUGCAGCAAAUGUCUGUGGGUAGGGCUGGGGGAGGGGGCACCCAACUGCCUUUCUUCCCUCUCCCAGGAGCCUCUGGUCACCUCUCAGUGGAAGCCAGUCAGAGGUGUUGGCCAAGGAUAGAGAGGAGGCAGAGAGAACUCUCCAGAGAAUGUAAUUUAUAGAUGCACAUAUAUGUAUAUAUAUCUAUUUAUAUGUAAAUAGCAUAUAUAAAGAUAUAUAUAUAUAUAGUCUACUUUUUAAACUAUGCAGGGAUUUGGUUAA